Grosmannia clavigera kw1407 is the source of this 1827-nucleotide messenger RNA. RefSeq names its product isocitrate lyase. The transcript has 2 exons. Gene Ontology annotation, molecular function: methylisocitrate lyase activity; isocitrate lyase activity. Bases 1 to 1827 code for a protein of 608 amino acids. Lineage: Eukaryota; Fungi; Ascomycota; Sordariomycetes; Ophiostomatales; Ophiostomataceae. Gene Ontology annotation, cellular component: mitochondrial matrix. The record is from RefSeq and is a predicted model, not a curated record.
AUGCUGAGACGCCCUGUGCUGUUUGCGGCCGCCCGACGGACGACCUCAUCGCUCGUGCCGCGGAAUCCAAAGACGUUCAAUUUCGUUGCUGCACGACUGCUGUCGACAACCAUGGCCCGCCGAGGGGCUUCUCUACCUGUGGUGCAGCCACCGCUGACAUCCACACAUGCGGCUGACGCCUUCCAGUUGCUGCCCGAGGCAGAAAAGGCGGGCGCAGCAGAAGACUUGCUGUACGAGCAGCAGAUCAAAGAUGUGGAGGCAUGGUGGGCAACACCACGCUAUGCUGGCAUCCGGCGGCCCUAUUCGGCCGCAGACGUGGUCUCCAAGCGCGGUUCGCAGAUGCAGACGUAUCCCAGUUCUGCAAUGGCACGCAAGCUCUGGAAUCUCGUCCGCGAACGCGAAGCCAAGGGCGAGCCCAUCCACACGCUGGGCGCCAUCGAUCCUGUCCAGAUGACACAGCAAGCCCCCCACCAAGAGGUGCUGUACAUUUCCGGCUGGGCCUGCUCGUCGACCCUCACGACGACAAACGAGGUGUCGCCCGACUUUGGCGACUACCCGUAUAACACAGUGCCCAACCAGGUACAGCGCAUGGCCAAGGCCCAAAGCAUGCAUGACCGCAAGCAGUGGGACGCACGGCGGAAGCUGACGGCGGCGGAGCGAGCCAAGACGCCAUACACCGACUACCUGCGGCCGAUUGUGGCGGACGGCGAUACGGGCCACGGAGGCCUCUCGGCGGUGCUGAAGCUGGCCAAGCUGUUUGCCGAGAAUGGGGCGGCGGCGGUGCACUUUGAGGACCAGCUGCACGGCGGCAAGAAGUGUGGCCAUCUGGCCGGCAAGGUGCUGGUGCCGAUGGGUGAACACAUCAACCGUCUGGUGGCGGCACGCUUCCAGUGGGAUGUCAUGGGCACCGAGAACCUGGUGAUAGCCCGGACGGACUCGGAGUCGGGCCGGCUGAUCAGCUCGGCCAUUGAUGUGCGCGACCACGAGUUCGUCCUCGGUGUGGCGGACCCGUCAGUCCAGCCGUUGGCCGAGACGCUGCAGGCCAUGGAAGCCCGCGGCGCCUCGAGCGAGGAGAUCGACAUCUUCGAGGCUGAAUGGGUCAAGAAGAGCACGCUAGUCACCUUUGACGAGGCUGCGGUGGCGCACCUGCGGGCCGAGGGCGUGGCCGAAGCGGACGUGGCCUCGUACGAGGCGGCCGUGGCAGCCAACCGCGACAUGGGCAUCUCGGAGCACCGGGCUCUGGCUAACAGCCGCGCGCCGGCCGGCCGCCCAGUCUACUUCAGCUGGGACGUGCCGCGCACGCGCGAGGGCUUCUACCACUACCGCGCCGGCAUGGCAGCAGCGACCAAGCGGGCCCUCGCCUUUGGCCCGUACGCAGACCUGCUCUGGGUCGAGACCGGUGACCCGUCCGUGGAGGUGGCGCGCGAUCUCGGCCGGCAGGUCCGGGCGGCGUAUCCGGGCAAGGGCCUGGUGUACAACCUCUCGCCGUCGUUCAACUGGAUGGCCCACGGCUUCUCCGAGGAGACGCUGCGCUCGUUCGUCUGGGAUAUUGCCCGCGAGGGCUUCGUCCUGCAGCUUGUCUCGCUGGCCGGCCUUCACACCACGGCCACGGCGACGUGUGCUCUGGCGCGCAGCUUCCGCAGCGAUGGCAUGCUGGCCUAUGUCAACCUGGUGCAGCGCCCCGAGAAGGAGCUUGGAUGCGACGUGCUCACGCACCAGAAGUGGAGUGGCGCCAGCUACAUGGACGGCAUCAUGGGCGCCAUCCAGAGCGGAAGCUCGGGGAGCAAGAGCAUGGGCGAGGGCGGCACAGAGUCGCAGUUUGAGUAG